This is a messenger RNA of Stomoxys calcitrans (stable fly), 3204 nucleotides long. RefSeq lists its product as uncharacterized. The transcript is spliced from 3 exons. NCBI's taxonomy places the organism in Eukaryota, Metazoa, Arthropoda, Insecta, Diptera, Muscidae. Bases 1 to 3204 code for a protein of 1067 amino acids. The record is from RefSeq and is a predicted model, not a curated record. Gene Ontology annotation, molecular function: zinc ion binding; nucleic acid binding. Gene Ontology annotation, biological process: DNA integration.
AUGUGCUACAACGACAAGUUGGCUUUUAUAAAGAAGAUAAAGCUAUGCUUGAAUUGCUUUUCGAAGGGACAUGUGGUAAAAGAUUGCAAAAGUGCAUUUAAUUGUUCGAAAUGUCAACGAAGACAUAAUACCUUGCUUUGCAAUACAGGAACUGAAUCGGGUAACCAAUGUAUCACCGCUCCAAAUACACCAGUUCUACAGUCCACAUCCGAAGAUACGCCCCAAAUUUCUAGCGGUGUGACAAUUCAGUCUUGUGCUGCUACCACAUCCAGAAAGGUUCUCCUUGGUACAGCAAUUAUUCACAUCCUUCAUAGAGGUGAGAUAUUUAAAGCAAGGGCUGUAUUUGAUUCUGGUUCAGAAGCUUCGUUCAUUUCUGAACACCUUUUCAACCUUCUUCGACUUAAUAGCAAAAGGAUAUCCGCCCAGAUCUCCGGGCUGAAUGGGUGUGUGUCCGCAUGUUCACAGAAAAUAUGCGACUUAUGUUUAAGUUCACCCAUAGACUCCGGAAUUUUCAUAAAUGCUUCCGCAAUCGUUCUUCCCCGACUGACAUCUUCAUUGCCCACCUUUACGGCUGAUAGCGACAUGUUUUCCCGUUUACCGGACAUUCGUCUGGCGGAUCCUGAUUUCUUUCGAACAUCAUACAUUGAUAUUCUGAUCGGGGCAGACUUAAUUCCUCAGGUAAUGCUUGGUGGGGUGAGACACAAGGUUUGUGGAACACUGAUGGCUCAAGAGACAGUGUUCGGAUGGAUUUUGACAGGGCCUGUUGCUUCUGAUAAUAUUUCCUCCUUUCGAACAACGGUCUCCUACUUUAACGAGUUAGCGCUCGAUGAGAGGAUAUCCAAAUUUUUUGAGAUGGAAGAUAUUCCUAAACGAAAACACAUGUCGGAUGAUGACAAAUACUGUGAAGAGUACUUUGCUGAGUCCACGCGAAGGGGCCCAACGGGCCGAUAUGUUGUAUCAUUGCCAUUCAAGAAAGAGUUUGGAAAUACUUUGAGACUAGGUCCGUCGAAGAGGAAUGUAACGGCCCAAUAUUUUCGGAACGAGAAUCGUUUGAUUAGAACACCAGAUCUGAAGGUACAAUAUGACAAAGUGCUCAAGGAAUACUUGGAACUUGGCCAUAUGAAAGAGGUUCCGUCAAAUCCUUCCCAAGAUGAUUCCAGAUAUUUCCUUCCACAUCAUGCUGUGGUUCGCCCUGACAGCGUGACUACGAAGGUCCGCGUCGUCUUCAAUGCUUCGAAUCCAACUUCGAAUGGUGUAAGCUUGAACGACGUCCUUUACUGCGGACCGUCCCUCCAACUUGACCUGACUAGUUUGCUUCUCCAAUGGCGCUUUUACAAAAUCGUCUUUAACAGCGAUAUUGAAAAGAUGUACCGCCAGAUUUCCGUUAAUCCUAGCCACACACCCUUCCAGCGUAUAAUCUUUAGGGAUGAUCCAAACGACAACCUCCACGAAUAUGAGCUCCAAACGGUUACGUUUGGAUUGAAUUGCGCCCCAUAUCUCGCACUUCGUACAAUUCAACAGCUAGCCACUGACAUUAAGGAUGUUUAUCCGCUAGCUAGUCAUGUUUUAAUGUCGUGUAUGUACGUAGAUGAUGUUAUGGCAGGAGGCCAUGACGUGUCAUCAGCCAUUAAGGUCCAGACAGAACUGACUGCUGCCCUGGAAUCCGCUGGAUUCGCAUUGAGGAAAUGGACCUCCAAUUCAUCCGAAUUCCUUGCUUCCAUUCCUAGGGAACAUUUACUCAAUGAAGAUUUCCUACAGUUUAAUGACAAUAGCACGGCUAAAACUUUGGGCGUAAGGUGGAACGCCAGAUAUGAUUAUUUCUAUUUUUCUGCCAAAGCCAUCAGGCCUAAUGAGAGGCCUACUAAGAGGUUCAUUUUAUCCGAGAUAUCUAAACUGUUUGAUCCCGCUGGCUGGCUUUGUCCAUAUAUUGUACUAGCCAAACUAUUAAUGCGAGAUAUAUGGGCCUCCAAUACCGACUGGGACAGCCCAGUUCCGACACAUUUAUUGACUAAUUGGUUAGAUUUCUUGGCCAAUUAUUCUGAUAUAAAUGACCUCCGUAUUUCCCGUUGGGUACAAUACACACCCGACUGCGAGGUGCAACUGCAUGGCUUCUGUGACGCCUCCGAGAAGGCAUAUGCCGCUACCAUUUAUUCACGCACCAUCGAUUCCAAUGGCAAUAUAAAUACCUAUUUACUCGUGGCAAAGUCCAGGGUAUCUCCUUUGAAAACCGUUUCGAUCCCAAGGCUAGAACUUUGCGCCGCACUUUUACUUGCCGAGACGAUUGAGGCAUUGAUGCAGGUUUUCCCUAUUCCGAAUACGAAAAUCUUUUGCUGGUCGGAUUCCAUGAUUGUCCUAGCAUGGUUGAAGAAACCUGCAUUCCUUUGGAAAACGUUCAUAGCCAAUCGGGUUUCCAAAAUUUCCGAGAUUAUCAGUGGGGACAAUUGGUCCCAUGUGGAAUCUAGACACAAUCCUGCAGACAUUGCCUCUCGGGGUGCUUAUCCGAAAGAGCUUUCCGCAUUUCUAGCUUCCUUUCACAGAUUCGUGUCACGACGAGGGUGUCCACGUAAUCUAUAUUCAGACAAUGGUACCACCUUCGUGGGCGCUUCUAAAGAAAUCUCUCAGAAUUUUCUUCGCUGUUCCCGCGAUUCAAUAUCCGCAAAUUUUUCGUACCAGAGUAUAACAUGGCACUUUAUACCCCCGGGAGCUCCUCACAUGGGAGGACUCUGGGAAGCCGGGGUAAAAAGUUUUAAGCUACAUUUCCGUAAAAUGGCUGGCAAUCAUAAAUUUACUCUGGAAGAGUUCGCUACAAUUCUAGCCCGAAUUGAAGCCUGCUUAAAUUCCAGGCCAAUUUCUCCGGUAUCUGAGGAUCCAAAUGACCUAUUGGCAUUGACGCCUGGUCACUUUCUUACCGGUGGUCCGAUCCUCUCCAUUGCCGAACCAUCGGAGUCCGAUGGCAAUCUUUCCGUUUUAAACCGUUGGCGUCGAGUAAGGGCUCUAUGCCAACAAUUUAGCAUCCGAUGGAAACAUGAAUAUAUCAAAGAAAUUCAUAAACGUAUGAAAUGGCAAACCCCUCAGAAGAACUUAGAAGUUGGCUCUAUGGUCGUUAUUCGAGAUGAUUGUUUACCCCCAAAUGAGUGGAGACUGGGUAGAGUUUCUAAAAUUUAUACUGGGAAAGACCAUUUGUAUGCCUUCGAUAAAAUGUAA